This is a messenger RNA of Choloepus didactylus (southern two-toed sloth), 1027 nucleotides long. It is a transcript of the gene ATP5PB, whose product is annotated as ATP synthase peripheral stalk-membrane subunit b. The record is from RefSeq and is a predicted model, not a curated record. The coding region runs from base 82 to 852 and encodes 256 amino acids. Gene Ontology annotation, molecular function: proton transmembrane transporter activity. Lineage: Eukaryota; Metazoa; Chordata; Mammalia; Pilosa; Megalonychidae. Gene Ontology annotation, biological process: proton motive force-driven ATP synthesis. The transcript is spliced from 7 exons.
CCAUCUUAGUGCUGCCCCUGACAGGCUCUCCUUUUGGGGUCACAGGGAUACUAAAGACCGCUCUCUGGACCUUCGCUGACCAUGCUGUCCCGAGUGGUACUUUCUGCUGCCGCCACAGCAGCUUCUUCUCUGAAGAGUGCAGCCCUCCUAGGUCCAGGGGUGUUACAGGCAACAAGAGUCUUUCAUACAGGGCAGCCAAGUUUUGCCCCUGUACCACCUCUUCCUGAAUAUGGAGGAAAAGUUCGCCUUGGGCUGAUCCCUGAGGAAUUCUUCCAGUUCCUUUAUCCUAAAACCGGUGUCACAGGGCCCUACAUGCUUGGAACUGGGCUUAUCCUGUAUUUUCUAUCCAAAGAAAUAUAUGUGAUUACUGCAGAGACCUUCACUGCCUUAUCAACAGUAGGGUUGCUCAUCUAUGUAAUUAAAAAAUAUGGUGCAUCUAUUGGACAAUUUGCUGAUAAACUGAAUGAGCAAAAAAUUGCCCAACUAGAAGAGGUGAAGCAGGCUUCCAUCAAAAACAUUCAAGAUGCGAUUGACUUUGAGAAAUCACAGCAGGCACUGGUGCAGAAGCGCCAUUACCUUUUUGAUGUCCAGAGGAAUAACAUUGCUAUGGCCUUGGAGGUUUCUUACCGGGAACGGCUGCAUAGAGUAUACAAGGAGGUAAAGAAUCGCCUCGACUACCAGAUCUCUGUGCAGAAUAUGAUGCGUCGAAAGGAGCAAGAACACAUGAUAAACUGGGUGGAGAAGCACGUGGUGCAGAGCAUCUCUACACAGCGGGAAAAGGAGACAAUUGCCAAGUGCAUUGCAGAUCUAAAGCUACUUGCAAAGAAGGCUCAAGCACAACCAGUUCUGUAAAUUCACCUAUCCCAGUUGAGACAGCUAGAAACAGUUGACUGCCUAAAUGGAAAAUAGUUUAUGUGACAAAAUCUUUGUGUAUUGCUGUCUACUGAAGUUACAGUGUACCUUAACUAAAAAUGAAAAGUUUGAAUUUGACAUACUAAGAGAAUAAAACAAUCUGUUGAGCAAGUAA